CCUGUUUAGGGUUGUGGAACUGGAAAAUGUGUGGAGGCUAUUGAGAGAUGCGGACAAUAGGGAGGUCGGGGAUGCCAGGGCUGAUACACCAGGGCACGUGAGAAGAUGGUUAUUGUGCAGCUGGACCUCCCUACCGCUGGGCAAGGGGAGACUGGGGGGCACAUUGUUGCAAGGGAAACAUAAGAAUUAAGCCAUGAAGCUGAACGAACGAAACCUGGUUUUUUACGCCACAUGCAAAUCUCCUGUGGACAAGAGUGGUUUCCUGUUUAAGAAAGGAGACCGCAAUGCUGCCUAUCACAAGCGCUGGUUUGUCCUGAAGGGCAAUAUGUUCUUCUAUUUUGACAAUGAAGAGAGCCGUGAACCGGUUGGCGUUAUAAUACUAGAAGGAUGCAGAGUGGAGCUAUGUGAGUCUACAGAAGAAUUCAGCUUUGCAAUCAGUUUUGCUUAUCCCAAAUCACGGUCUUACAUACUUGCUGCAGACAGCCAGAGUGUUAUGGAAUCAUGGGUGAAAGCACUCUCAAGGGCAAACUUUGAAUAUAUUAGGCUUGUUGUAAAUGAACUGCAGAAGCAACUUACAGACAUAAAGAAAACCACUACUAAGACCUAUGACAUACAGGGAUCAACUGAAACCUCAGAAACUAAUUCCAGUAUGGAACGGCAAGUGCUGUCUUCAAACCUUAAGGAGACCUCAGUCCAACAACAUUAUCAGAAAGACAAUGGCACUGCUAUAUGGGACAACUAUCAAGUCAAUUUGCCAAAUGGAUAUUUACAGGUUAAUGGACCAAAGGAUAAAGAUGAGCUAGGGCAUCCAGAGGUAAACUUGUCAGGGGCCUCCUUAACUCCAGGAAGCCAAUCGGAGUUGGUGGUUGAUGAAGCAUGCUUCUCUCCUGAGGACACUAUAGAUGUAGCAGAUCCGCUUUGUUUUUUAAAGCUUCAUAAACUGUAUGGAGAAGAAAUAAGGAAAGUAAGAAUCCAAUGGUUGGAAAAUUUAGAAAAACAAAAUGUAGACCCUGGUGAAUAAUACUCCCCCCUCCUAUACAUUUUAUUAACAAGUUAAAAAUAUCCCUUUUUAAGAAUUUGGUGUAAAAUUAAUGUUUUUAAUUUGGGAGCAUAAGUGUAAGAAUAAUAAUAAAAUGCACAUAAAGGAACACAGCGGGUAAACACCUGGUUCAUCAGCUGUGUAACUCUUCAGGUUCAGGGCAUGAUGAAGUAUAUGUGUAACCACUUUGUAGAGGCUACUGCCUGUGGGGUAAAUAAAACACUGCCCAAACGUUCAGACAAGAGUACUCAAAAAGCACAAUAUUUCAACACUACUAUUUCCUUAUAUGAGAGUAUCCAAUUAUCAUGAAUGUCUGAAUAUCCUUUUUUUAAAAUAUUGUUCAGACAUUUUUAGUAUCAGCUUUAAAGGGACACUGAACCCAAAUGUUUUCUUUUGUGAUUUAGAUAGAGCAUGCGAUUUUAAGAAACUUUCUAAUUAACUCCUAUUAGCAAAUGUUCUUCAUUCUCUUGGUAUAUUUAUUUGAAAAGCAAGAAUGUAAGUUUAGAUGCCGGCCUGUUUUUGGUUAACAACCUGGGUUGUCCUUGCCGAUUGGUGGAUAAAUUCAUCUACCAAUAAACAAGUGCUGUCCAGGGCACUGGACUUUCUUUUUCAAAUAAAGAUAGCAAGCGAACGAAGAAAAAUUGAUAAUCGGAGUAAAUUAGAACGUUGCUUAAAAUUGCAUGUUCUAUCUAAAUCACAAAAGAGAACAUUUGGGUUAAGUAUCCCUUUAACCUACAGAGGAGAGGACCAAGCAAGCUGACAAUCUUUUAUUAAAAAAAAAAAUGUACACAGGAGAGAACCAAGCAAGGGGACAAUCUACUUUAGUUUUAAAAAAUAAAAGUGUAAUACAAAUUCAGGUUCCUCAUUUUUGUAAUGUUGAAUAAAAUGCACUGCCCAAGGGAUUAUGGGUUAUGAAAACCAAUAUGUUCAGAAAUGUAUUUUAUAACGUUUUGUGAAUCUGAUGCUGUUGUGAAAUCAGGUGACCCCGAUGGGAUGGCUAAGGUAACAUACUUUUAUUAUGUUGGAGAAAUCACUCAUUAGACAUGGAAUAUAGUAAUUUACAAUCUUCUGUUAUCUUGUAUUUAAAACAGUUUAAUUUUUUUAUAACAAAAAGUGUCUUUGUUAGCAUAUUGUAUAUGCUAUAAUUCACAAUAUAUGAAGUGUUGACCAGAUCGUUCAUCUACAUCCUUGCUGUCUCAUACAUUUCAAAUGAAUCAGAAUUAGAUAUAUAGAUUAUAUGUAAAAUAAUCCAUCAAAUUUAGGACCAAUGGUAAAAUUCUCUGAGUUAAACUGGAUUUUCAAGAUCCUGUGUUUAACAGUUUUUUCUUUAAUAAAUGCACAUGCGUGCACAAUGCGCAAAUGUAGAAAUGGAGAGCUAAUAGUGAUGUAUGGGUGCUCUGGAUGGAGCACUGAGGUAGCGCAUCCCGGUGGGGGUUCGAAAUAACUUGUGCAAAGACCUAACCGUAACUGUUGUAAUCAGUCCUCUCAUCCAGCCCAAUAUACUCCAUUUGCAUCCCUCCCAGGCAAAGCAAUGCCCACCUUAUCUCCUCCCAGAAUCCCUUCUCUCAACUUGCUGUUCUUUACUAUUGUGUGUCAUGCAAAAGGUUGAUUACUGUUAUGUGGCUUAAUUGACCAUAAUGUUUGUGGGGUGUGAAAGGGGACUUUGUACUGUAAACUUGUCUCCCCUUAAAGGAACAGUAGUACAUGCAGUUAAUUGAAAAUUGGUGUAUAAACACUACUACAAAGAAUAAUAUGCACAGAUACUGAUCUAAAAAUCCAGUAUAAAACAGUUUAAAAACUUACUUAGAAGCUGCCAGUUUAGCACUGUUGAAAAGAUAAACUGGAACACCUACUGAAAGUGGUUCUAUAGCAUAAAAAAGCAGACACUCCCCCUUCCUCUGCAUAUGAAAAGACUUUACACAAACAGGAGCAAGCAGGAGUAGGUACAUAUCAGUAUUCUCCUAAAACUUUGGGGCUUGGUUAGGAGUCUGAAAAUCAGAGCAAUGUUAUUUAAAAAUAAGCAAAACUAUACAUAAAAAAAGCGCUGUGUAGGCUAUAUAAAUUGAAUCAUCUACAAAACCUUUAUCCAAAGAAAAAUCUAGUGUAUAAUCUCCGUUUUAAUGUGUUUUUAAUUAUGCAUUUUACCUACUGGAGUGUAUUAAAUAGUUUACAAAUAGCUACAUUUUACCUUUUUUAUUUUGUCAUUUGAAAUGACUGAUUUUGCCUGAUUAAGCCACCACCUACAGUGAAAUUUUCAGUACUGCAGUAAUGGUGCACAAAAGCAAUAUGAACAAGAUCCAGUAAAAGAAAUCACACUCUUAGUGGGGAUGUGAGAAAAGGGUUCUAACAUAUUAAUUUUCAAUUGUUAUCUCAGAGACAAGAAACGUUGGUGAUUAUAUAGCAUAAGAUCAUAUGUUCUCUCUGCAAACUCAGCUCGUUUUAAUGGGGUUGUGGUUUCAAAGGGCAAAAACAGCUCUUUCAUAUACAAAAAUAAUCCUAAAGGAGCAAUUCCCCCAUACCCCGGAAACCAGUCUUAGAGUGCACUGCCUCUUAAAUGUACACAAACGCGCCCAAAUGCGUUUGAAAAUCAGUGGGUCCUAUAGAUUUGGGCUGGCCCCUAGCUUAUAGACACCUUUUGUCAAGUCCUGCACUAGGAGUUCUUGGGAGAAAUACUGUCUGCACAGUCUCUUAGGACUCCGCGGGCGGACAUAUUCUCCCCUGUCCCCCCGGGGUUCUCAUCUGGUGGGCAGCAAUCGGCUGCCUGCAUUCACAAUUGCACAUGAUUUCAUGCGCAGGCAGGAGCUGUCAAUCAUCCUGGUCAGAAGAGACCAGGGAGAUUGAAAAUCUCCACCUAAGAGGUGGAGAACAGGGAAGCAGCUGCUUGAUGAAUCCUGACUGCAGGUUCUCUUGUGCGAACCUGCAGUCAAAGGGGAGAGAAGGGCUUGAUAAAUCGAGCCUAUAAUUUUUAUUUUUAUUUUCCCCUCGCUUAUAUUGCACAAAUAACACUACUGUUAACAUUUUGUUUUAUUUCUUCUGUAUAUAAAUGGCAGACUGUGCUUGGUACUCGGUUCACCUUUUAACUGCUUGAUGUACAGAGCUCAUUUCCAGUCUGAAUAUAAAAUGCACAAUAAUAUUUUCUUAGAACAAUGUAGUAUGAGCUAAAGUGCACAAAUAUGUAACCUUGACAGUUUAUUCCUUUUAUGGUUUUGCUAUUCUUUUCCAUACCUCUUGUUUUAAACAUUUACAUUUCAGUGUAUGACAAUAUAUGUAACUGUUUACAUUUGUUUUACAUCUUUCCCUCAUUCAGCAAUGAUUUUAAAAUAAACCUUUCUGGACCAA
Messenger RNA from Bombina bombina (fire-bellied toad), 4378 nucleotides. It is a transcript of the gene PHETA1, whose product is annotated as PH domain containing endocytic trafficking adaptor 1. Bases 194 to 1021 code for a protein of 275 amino acids. Lineage: Eukaryota; Metazoa; Chordata; Amphibia; Anura; Bombinatoridae. Gene Ontology annotation, biological process: retrograde transport, endosome to Golgi; receptor recycling; endosome organization. The record is from RefSeq and is a predicted model, not a curated record. The transcript has 2 exons. Gene Ontology annotation, cellular component: recycling endosome; early endosome; trans-Golgi network.